CAGUCAGAAAAAUGGAAAGCGUGCCUGCUUUGUCUGGUAGGAGAUGCAGGGGGAUGCUGUUCAACUGACUUCUGCAGACAUCCUGAGAUAUCCCAGAGAGUCAUGGAGAAGCCCACGACUCUGUCCCUGCAACCAUCUGUCUAGAAUUCCUUCUGGCUGUACUACAGUGUGGUCCUUAUACCUCCUGUCCCUACCUACUGAGAGGGAGAGGAAAGCCUCCCUGUCUUCUUGGCUUUUUCACUCAACACCCUAAUGCAACAGUAGCCUUAACUCUGCAGUCAGACCUGUCUGGGCAUACCAGCUCGGCCAUGACCCUGCUGCAGACAAAGCCAUGUUCUUGUGACUCUGAGGAACACGACUGUCAGAUCCCAGGCCAUGCCUCAUGGAGGAGCUUCUGUGACGACAGCAAGAUGGGCCAGUGUCCAUCCCCUUCAACCCCCAGGAAGCCACUCAAGCCUGAGAGAAUGCUCCUCAUGCAGGCAGGAUUUGGACAAGCUCUUCCACCUUCAGAGGUCUCUCGAUCUCUAAAAUGGCCAUGAAGAUGCUGGCCUCAUAGGGUCGCCAGGACAAUUGGACUAGGACAUUUUCCGGGACAAUCCAAAGGCACAGUAGCCACCUCAGAGUCUCCAGAUAGUCCACGUUGUAGACUCAUUCCAUUUUUUUAAAGUCUGGGCCAGUGAAAUGUUUCUGGGAUGGAGCCGACAGCCCAGGGACAGACUGAGAAAAGCUUCAGCUACGUCAUCAGAGCUCCCAGCAGCGACGGCUCCGAUGUGAUAAACGUGGAUGUGAAGAUUGACACGUGCUGGGUGUUCCGAGAUGUGGAGGAGAGCGACAAGGAGCAGGGAUGCCUUCCAGAAGCAGCCAGCAGCCUGGACUUGGACACAGGGCUGCUCAGGGAGCAGCUAGAAUCCUCCGAGCGAAAGCUGUUGGCAGCUGUGGACAAACAUGUGAUAUCAGAGUCAGGGCUGAGGAACAGGGUCCAGGAGCUGGAGCUGUCGGAGAGGAGGCUUCUCUUGAAGGUGGAACAAUUGAGCGCCUGUGUGGCCCAGGAAAGAAGCGCCUCACUCCACGCCCAGGAGCAGCUGCAGGCACUGCAGGGGGAACUGGUCAGCUGGGUUCGGGAGGCCGAGAGCGCGGCCCGACGGCAGCGGCGUCUGCAGGAACGGCUGCGGCGCAAGGACGAGGCGCUGGCACGGCAGGCGGCCACCCUGGAGCGUUGCGGGCGGGUGCAGCGCCAGCAGCUGGGCCUGGUGCGGGAGCAGGAGCGAGUGCUGAGGGCGCAGGUGCAGGGGAUGGAGCGCGAUGUGCAGCGCCUAGGCCGCGCUGCAGGACUUCUGCUGGCACAGCUGCAGGCCCCCGACCCGCUGUCUAGUGCGAGUAGCUCCGGGCCGCAGCUUCAGGCCGGUCCCCCGGGCGUCCCCGAGGCCGCAGAGCUGAACGCGUGGCGGGCCAGGGCGGAGCGCGCGGAGCGGGAGCGGGCAGAGGCGGCGCGCAGGCUGCGGGAGCACAGCGCCACCGAGCGGCAGCUGCGGGAGCAGCUGGAGGAACUGCGCUGCUGCGUGUACGGGCUCACGCUGUCGGAGAUCGGCCUGCACAGCCAGGUGGAGGAGCUCGCCCAGCAAAACCGGCGCCUGCGGUCCCAGCUGGGGCACGGUAGCCCGGGUGCCUUGGACUGUGCACAGAGUGAUUCUCUGCCCCCAUCCGGGGCAGAGGUGCUGGAUCCCUGCAGUAGCCAAGACCACCAGAGUGAUGCUCAUGGAUGUCAGGCCCCAGCAGGCCAGCUUUCAGAAGAGUCCUGUGGCUGUGCUGGAGGUGGAGCAGAGCCCUGCAUGGUGGUGCCAGCAAGGACCAGAGACAAGCUCCAGAGAGGCCCGCUAGGGUCUGAGCAUAGACAGGGUGCUCUUCUCCAGCGCCACCUAGGUGGACAGGUUCUUUGGCCGCUGUGUGGCUGUCCCCCAGGGCCAAGCACAGAUGAGCCACUCUGCUCUUUGAACCUGGCAGGAGUUUCAGAGACUCUCCAAGAUGCUGGAGCCCAGGAACCCCUACUGUUUUUACCCAUAUCCAUGCUCCAGCUCUGGGGACCUGCUAGGGAACCAGAGAUCCUACUGCCAUCUCUGCUCCAGGAAUGUCCCCUACAUGAACUUCAGACCCAAGAAGAUGGAGCCAGCAAGCCCUCACCUGCACCAGAGGCUUUGGCACACCCUGGCUGGCACUGUAAUCUGGCAAGGAGCCAUGACACCUUCCUCAGCCAGGAGUCCCGGCUCAUUUCAAAUGGCUCAUUUCUCACAAAAGGGCCAAAGGAGCAGAGAGACAUGUGCAAGGAGAGAGGUGGGCCUCCAGCUGCAAGUGCAGAGAAGUUGGAGGCGAUGGGAACCUUGGAUGGGAUAAAAUCAGAGCUGGAUGACAAGUGCCCGCUGGUCCUGGAGAGCAGUGAGAAGCUGAUCUUGGACACUGAGGUUCAAGCCCCAGAUGGCAUGCAGGAAGGGAACAAAGCUUCGGAUACCCAGGCUGAGGCCCACUUUCCUUGGCUCCGGAGAGAAUGUCUACUACUGCCUCUGCAUGGGAUGACCCCUAGGUCACAGGAGGGUCCUGAUUCCCUGAGCAAGAGAGGGAGUGUGGGAGGAUAUAGCCAGAAACUCUUGAAAACUCUGUCUUCAGAGGAGGAAGAGGCUACCAGCCUCAGUGCUCAUGGAACCCAAGAGCCAAGGAUAAAAGGUAUCCAGCUCCCAGCAGGAAAGGGCAAAGAAGUCUGGAGGAGAACACAGGGUGAGAAGGGCCACCAGCUGUGCUUUGGAGAUACUCAGCUCCUGCAGAAGGAGAGAUCUGGGGAUGAAGAACAAGAGGAGGAGGUGAAGGUCCGAGUGACAUUUAACCCGGCUUCUGUGGGAAUCUCUGAGCAGCCUGAGUUCAAGGCUGAUGUGGGUCAGGAACAGUGUUUACUAAUAGGUGAUUGGGAUUUGCUGCAGGUUCCUAAAUGGGCCUCAGCAGAUACCAUCAAUGAUGGUCCUUGCCCCUCACAGGCUCUAAUCACAGGACAGGACAGGUGUGCCCUUCAGACAGACACACUGGAGAGGGAGGUGGAGGCCUGCUUCCAGGAGCUGAACAACCUGAAGAUUGUCUGUGGAGAUCCCCAGCAGGUGUCAGCAUUGACAGGAGAGAGCCAGAGUGUCACUCACACAUGGUGGGGCACUGAGGAGGGUAUGUGCCUUCAACAGCCAUUGGCCAGCCAGGAUCUGAAUGCAGAACGAAACAGGAAUGGUGGGAGAGUGAGGCUGGAAGAGGAUGUGGCUCCACGGACUGGAGAAAUCCUUCCAGGAGCAGCACUUGAUGGGGAUAAAGCCAACUGGGGCCCUGCAGAGCUGGGUGGGAGUCAGCUCUCCUCUACAUGGUGGACAGGAAGCAGAUUCCAUCAGCUCCUUGCCAACCUGAAGGGAGACAGAGAUGAGGUUUCGCUUGAUAAUGCCAGGCUUCAGAGAGAACAAGAAGGAUGUCACCAUGAAGGAUGCUGUUGUGAAAAGGAGCGCGCAAGAGAAGCAGCCAAGGCACUGAGGUUGGAGCAGGAAAACCACAGGUUGCAGGGAGAGCUGGCCCACCUCAAGCGUGAGCUGGAACAGUGCCUGCAGGCUGUGUCCGACCUGGAGGACUGCAAUGGGAAGAGUUACUGCAAGAUUUCCCAGCUGGAAGAGGAGAAUGAGAAACUGAGGGGGGACCUGGGCCAGCUGCACAAAGCCGUGUCUGAGAGUGUCAGGAAAGCCAGGGGUAGGAUGAAGCAUGUUGCCCUGGAAAACAGAGAGCUCAGGGCUCUCAUCUCAGAGCUUGGGGUCAGCUAUAAAGGGCUGAUAAAGGAAACAAUGGUAGGGAUAGAGGACAUGGUCUGGGCUCUGCAGGGGGAAAACAAGCACCUUGUAGACAGGGUCCAAGGCCUGGAGCAGGAGGUCCUACAGAUGAGCAAAGGUCUGGGGGAAGAAAAUUGGUACCCUCAGGAAAAUUCCAAGAUGGAGGGCGACUGUGGACACACUGAAGACAAAGAGAUCCAGGUGACUAUGUUUUCAAGGCAACUGAUCACAAGAGCCUGUGGGCCACCCUUGAAUGAGAAAUCAGGUGUGACAGGAGGGCAGGCAGGACCUUCCUUAGAUUUGGAAGAUUCCAGAGGCAGGGCUGUUGUUAAUACUAUCUCAUCAGUUUGUGCAGUCAUGGAAGGGCCGCAGGAAGCACACACCAAUGGGGUGGGGGAAGAUAGGGCUCCGCUGCAGAAAGAACAGAAGACACCAUGGUGUUCCAGUCAACAAGGACAGCCUCAGGGGUCCCUGGCCCACAGCCCCCAGUUCCAGAACUCCAAGGCUGCUGCCUCUGAGGAAGACCCAGAACUGUGCAUACAGCGGCUCCAUCACCAGGUGCGGACCCUACAGUGCCAGCUCAGGGACCAGGGCUGGACAGUGAGGGAGCUGCAGGCGGCUCGAGAUGAGGCAGUGGGCCUCCAGGAUAAGCUCAAAGGCAAGCUCGAGGAGCUUUGGGAACAGCAGCAAGAAUCACGCCUGGCCAUGGGUCCUCUGAAGGCCAAGCUGGCUUCUCUGGUCCACAAGUGCCAGGAGAGGAACCGCCUGAUUGAGCACCUGCUGCAGGAGCUGCCGAGACACGAGCCCAAGAAGCACCUGCUCUUUGAGCUGGCUCAGAACAUGCUUGACGAUGUGGCACUGGCUGAGUAUACCGCCACCUUCCUGACCCCAGGAGCCCCAGAGACAGGCCACCACCUGGAUGUGAGCUCCAACAGGACAGCAGCCAGAGGAGGAGCUCAGGACUAUCUACUUAAUUCUGAAACAGAUAGUGUCCUUCAAAGACUGUGGGGUGUGGAGUCCUGGUCCCCUCCAGGGACUGAGUGGACAUCGCAGACGGCUCCACCUGGUUCCCCAAAGGAAAGAAGACAGCACCACCAGGCACAUCGUGCUGGCCAAGAUGAAUGUCUGUCCCAGAUGACCAACGGAGCAGAGGUGGCCCUGUGAUUACAAGCCGUAUCACCACCCCUUUCCCAAGUCAUCAGGAGGCAAUGUUUCUCUCUGCACAAGACUGGCAAGAGCUUCAGAAGCCCCCAGCAUUGGCAUGGAGCAAUGACAGGACCCUGGGAUCUGGAGUUCCCAGGUUGGCUGUGUCACUUGCACAAAUGGCUUACCCUUCUUAGUCUGUUUGGGAGUCUUUCUGCCCAGCUGACAGUCACGCAUGAUGGCGCCAUUGCUGGCAAGUCAUCCUGACACUUCAGGAUGGUGGCCCAUGUUUCGGGAGCAUCUUGGUGUUUGAGAGCUAUCCUCUGCUCACCUCCCUUAUGCCAUUCAGGAUUUGCUGCCUUGAGGCACACAUAGUAUCACUGAUGUCUCUUCUACCUGCAGUGGGUGACAAGCCUGCAGGGAACAUUUUACACUGAGUGACCUUGGUGGUGCUGUGAACAUCAUGGAGGUUCUACACAAGCCAAGGCUGAAUGGAGGGCUCAGCUGUGCUGGAAAUUAUCUAGGGAGAGCCCACUCGCAGCUGUUGUUAGGUUUUCAGAAGAAAUAAACUUAGUCUAGUAGGGAGAGAGGACUCUACAGGGGAUGAGACAACUGACUCUGCUCCUAACUUGCUGGUGACCCUUGUACUAUUCCUUGGCCUCCAAGGUCCUCCAUUCCUCACUUGUAUGGUGAAUGCACUCACAUGUUUUCUAAUUCAUUGGCAGCUGUGACACCAUCCAGGCUGCCGUCCCUCCUGGCAUCAUGGCUCAGUUAUGAACACUCCUAUUCCUGGUUUCUGCUGAGGAGCAGGCUCUAGCUCAUGGAAAAGCUUCAGACAGACUCUCUGCUUCCAGGAAGAGGGAGGAGAGCUGCUUUUGUCAAACACAGGCCACUUCUAGCAACUAUGUCCUCCACUUUUGUCCAAGAGAGUCACAGCACCCCAAGCAAGCAGCCCAUACCAGCACCUUGUUCCAUUUCUGUGUUCUUAUCCAGGGGGUUAGCUUCCUUGAGGGGGUGUGAUGUUUCCCUUUAAGCUGAAGAGUGAUGGGGCUGGCUGGCUCUGGCAGAUGGGUAUCCAACAGGACCUUUUGAUAUCUAGGCACAUCCAGAAGGAAAACCAGGAUUCUGCCUGGCUAAUCCUUCAGACACCAUCUCUCUAGCUUUGCUGCUGAGUAUCCAAGUGGAUAAUAGAAGAUGGGUGGAUUAAGUAGGUAUAUCUUGGGUUUGGGAAGAACCCAGAGCUUUGGUCAGUGAAGGAGGAGUGACAGGCAGGUGCUAUAAAAACUUGUAUGUUCAAAUGUAGAGAAUCUAGCUCACAGCAGACACACAAGCUACCCUUGGAAUAUCUGGCCAAAAUCAUAUCUUUGUGACUCGUGUUUUUGUUUGGGCAAAAGGCACAGAGUGUAAACUUAGUGUCUUGAUCAUCUCAGCCAUUCAGUUAAGUGCACUGAGCACAUCUACACACUCCGUGCUGUGCUGCCAUUGUCUCUCCCAUCUCCCGAGCUCUUCUGUCUUCUCGGUUGAAAUCCUUCUUCCACCAGGAGGGCACAGGCUGGCUCACUCCAGGACUCACAGGCACUUGAUACCAUGGUUUAAUGCUUUACCGGAUGUUGUUUUUUCAUUCAACCAAUAGCACUGACUAAGAGCCAGGCCAAUCCUGAGCUCCUGCAACAGGAGUCCGCUGUGGUCAGCCCAUCAGUGGCUCUGCUGCAUGGCCCUUCUGAAUAGUCCUUCUCCAUGACUUUGCAUGCAGGGCUCUCCAUUGCCUGGAGGUGGGCUUCUCAUCUGCCUGUGUCCAGCUCCAGGUGGUCUCCAGUCCUGGGUCUUACAGGUCUCUCUUCCCACUCAGCAUGGAUGCUGAUGUGUCCUUUCCCAAGCCUGGACAGAGACUUGUGAAGCCUCCCUUACCCCUGUACCAACUUGAGCCUCUCCAUCCCCACCACCAGAGGGGGGACCACACAUGCUGGAAUCCUUUGAGGUCAGAACCCCUUUGGGCUUUGGAUGAGAUGAAGCACAGAUGGAAAAGCCUCUCAUCAACUCACAUUCUGUGGAAAUAGACCAGUCUGGUGCUACUUGACUUUCAUGUGCUAGCUAGAAGACAGAGACCACCUGGCAGAGGGAGGACAAAAAGGAUUUCAAGCCAGAGCCACAAGGCUGCAGUUCUGUCUGAGGCUCUGACACUGAAGACACUCCCUAUCCCGUUUUCUCACCUGGAAACCUGGGUUCCAGCACCCCUGCUCCAGCAUCUGCCAGGGGUGCUGAUGAACAGGCUGGGGGUGGGGGGAAGCACUUUGCAGACUCAAGCACAGAGAAGACACUUCAUUCAGGUCAUUACUUUGGUAUGCAUUUAUGGUGCACCUACUGUGUGCCUCGUGAACAACGUGGCCUGUCUGCCUCAAGAUGAUUUGGAAAACGUCCCUGGACUGAGAAGGAUUGUCUGUCAGAUGGCUGCACUGCACAUUGGUAGAGUAUGACUAACAACAGCCAGAGAGUUGGCAUGGCAACGUUUCCCCCUGAACUGCAAGGCAGUAUGCUUAAAAUAGGUAUACGGGAGGUGUGGCAGCAGCCGAGAUGGAUAGCGCUACAGCCUGAAAUGGGUAGUAGGCUCAGGGUGCUCAUGCCCUUGUCUUUCCCCAGCAGGUCAUCAGUGGAGGGACUGAAAUGGCAGACCCAGAAGCAUCUCCUAUGGGAGUUGGAGGAGACUAGGCCACCCUUUCUCCCUGAAUCCCAGAAAGCUUAAGUGGGACAUCCUUGCCAAGGGACCCCAGAUGGGGCUGACCCUGGUUUUCAUGUCUCUUGUGGACUUCUGGGCCCACAGUACGGGCUCUUCUGAUUGAGGGUGCAGUUCACUUAGAGCCUGAGUUUCAGUCCUCCUUUUCUAUGGAGUUCCUGUGUGGGAUCCUCCUAAAAUACUCUUGUUUGUGGUCGGACUUACAAGACAGGUUUAAGUCUUUCUCUCCCUCAAUGCUCAGGCCAGCAGAACUGAUCAAAAGUGCAUGGAUCAGGCACGGGGUUGAAGACUGGCUGGCGGAGUACCCGGAUGUGUGAAGCCCUGGGUUCCAUCCCAGCCACAUACACUGGAUGUGGUGGUGAGCUACGGUGAUCCCAGCACUCCAGAGCAGGGAGGCAGGAGGAUCAGAAGUCCAACUCACCUUCAGCUAAAUAACAAGUUUGAGACCAACAUGGUAUACAUAGAUCUUGCCUGAAACCAAACCAAACCAUGAAUUGAGCAAAAUAUGUUGAUGUAACCUUGCCAUCAAGCCCUUGGGAGGCAGAAGCAGGAGGAUCCAGAGUUCAAGGCUAGCCUGGGCUAUGUGAAACUAUUUUAUCAAAAUGUUCCAUUUUAUCAAAAUGAACCAUUUUGUAAUGAGAUUCAUCUGUGGGUCUGGUUCAUCAUCACUGCAGAGGAUGGGGACCCAGAUCUCAGGCAAGUGAUCCCAUGAUUCCUUUGCUCAGCAGGUCAUUGAGUGAGGUUUAUGAUUUUAGAGUUUUCUUCUCCUAUAAGCUCUGAGCUGUUUGAAAGAGAUUCAUGGCUCCUGUUUGCUUCUGAGAUGAGAUCCUAGGUCUGGAAGGUGAAACUUUCCUCCCCCCUUCUUUCUUCAUUCUGUUCUUCCUUCAUUCUCUCCUUUCUUCCUCUUCCCUUUUCUGUCUUUGGUGGGGGGAGUUGUUUGAGACUGUCUCAUGACCUUAUGGAGCCCAGGAUGGUUUUGAACUCCAGAUUCCCCUGUUUCUGCCUUCCUAGUCCUGGGAUUGCUAGCAUGUGCUACUCCUGGCUUGGUAAGUGAGACCUUUUGAGGUAUCAACUUGUGAGAAUGGGGGCACUAGACAGUUCUGUCAUCUUUCAGACACUCCACGUGUUCUCCUUGUUGAGACAGUGGGUGCUGGGCUCACCUGCAAAGACUGUCCUGGGUGGGGCUUGAGCUCACCUUCAGAGGCUAUCCUGAGUGGGGCCUGGGCAGGGAUGCUCUGGGGAAGCUGAGUGGGGCAGCUGUAGAGAUAAAUAUCCACUUGCAGACAGUGGACCCCAAAUCCCUUCCAGCCCUGUCCUUCCCCGAAAUCAUUAAGUUUCCACACGCCACUGUGAGCAUCUCCUGUGCUCUAUUGUAUUUAUUUUUACUCUUCCCUGGAAAAAACUGUUCAGGCAGGAGGUUCUCAUCUUUGGAGUAUUUCUGGCCACAAGGCAGUUUGGUAACAUGACAGCUGAGCCCGUUUUAAGCCUCAGUGAUUCUUGUGGAGCUAGAACACACACUGAGAGAUGGCCUUCAGUUACUGUGACAAGUCCUGAUUCUGGGACCUUGGUGGCCUAUCACUGAAGAACUAUCUGAGAACCCAGAGGAUGAAAGGUGCCUCUGGCAACUUCCUUGCAUCCUGAAUUCUUCUGGGCUAGAAGCAUCUGCCAUGAGAGGCAAAUCUAUCAACUGCUCAAUGAACAGCAGCAGCUUUCUCUCCUGCCUUGGUGCCACUGGCCUGGUGCGCACCUGUUUGGCUUUGCCAUCCAUACUCCAGUGCCUUACAGAAGCAGAGGAGAGAACACCCCGGAGGCCUGAUGACAUGGUUAGCUCCCUUCCUCAUAUAAUGGAAAGUUCUAGAAAAAGAUAAUUCAUACCUUGGACCUAAAUGCAUUUGGAAUAAGUCAGUUCACCAUGGGGUUGAAUGGCAAGGUUUUCUUUAUCUGACCUUUGCUCAUGCUCUGAUUUUGGCUACCCUCCAAUCUGACUUACAUUACGGGAACAAUAAACCAGGUCCACAAAGGAUAAGGCUGUCUUCAAAAGCAUGGUUUUUGGAGGCUGUUUUUAUGACAAAGAGUGGCCUCUUGAUGUCUUUACAUUAUGAGCAAAGGGGAAGAGAAAAAUGAAUGAGAUUGCCAAACAUGGCUGAAAACUUGAUCUCAACCUGUAUCAUUUUCGUUUCCAACUUGAGUGAUAUGAUACAGUGUUUGUAAAUAUGACCUUGGAAGUGAUGGGGGAGUCCAGCUGCCACUUAGACUUUUCCCUGAGGCAAGUACAAAGUCAGCAGAGGUGGAAGGGUAAGUGAGGGGCUUUGAACUUUGGCUGUGCCACCAACCAGCUGUGCAAGCUCAGACUGGUUCUCUCAGUCCCUCCAGAAGAACAGUGGGAGGGCAUGAGGGUUAGAAUGUGUUUCUGAAAACACCCAAAGAAUGAUGACAGUCACCAAGGACUUUCGUCACUGCUCUGACAGCAAGCUCUAUGCAGACACUUCUCAGGAAGUGAGAGCAUGGGCUACCCCCUGAGCUGGAGACUGAAGCUUAGGCUUUCCCAACCGGCUUUUCAUGGCCAGGGAGGGAAGGGCGUAGGAAUCAAUGAUUGGGAUGUUGCAGAGAGCCCCUGGCCUUCUCAGUCCUUUGGGGCUAGAACUGGGAGGAGAAAUCACAGGGCACCUGCAAAGCACAAUAGCAUCUGGGAAAGUGCACUUUCUAACAAGGUCCUGGGUGACCAAUAACCUUACAGCCACCUGAUGGAAUCAGACUCUUCCACAGCCACAUUACCAAACCCAAGGUCAAAAUGUUGGCAGGCCUAUCAUGUCCCCAUUCUACUCCACAGGAACAUGGUCCAGUGACAUGGAGACCCCUUUCCUGUUGGGUGCUCUACAGCAGGACCCCCACUGAGUGACUGGCAGUGGCUGUCCCACAGCCCCUGACUUCAGUGCAGUGAACAGAGUGAUUGGCGUGUGUCAGCCCCUCCCAACACCUCUCAGACCUGUGUAACUCAGGCUCAGCAGCCUGUCGGGAUUUCUAAUGACAAGUCUGUCUUGUGUAAUUUAGGAUGUUCUCUUGUUACCCAGAGGUAUUUUUCUAUGUUAGUGAAAUGUAUACUUUGUGUAAUUUUGUACAUUAAAACAUA
Messenger RNA from Psammomys obesus (fat sand rat), 10840 nucleotides. It is a transcript of the gene CUNH4orf50, whose product is annotated as chromosome unknown C4orf50 homolog. Lineage: Eukaryota; Metazoa; Chordata; Mammalia; Rodentia; Muridae. The record is from RefSeq and is a predicted model, not a curated record. Bases 693 to 5000 code for a protein of 1435 amino acids. The transcript has 14 exons.